AUUUGUUGCAGGGGUCGAAGCAAGCAAGCGGAGGUCUUUCCUUUCCCAAAAGAAAAAAACCGAGAAGGGGGGAGAAAGAAAGAAAGGUCUACACAGGAAAAAAGGUGGUCCCACUCCGAAAACACCGUUUCCAAGCAGGCGGUCUCAGUUUCAUACUUUUCUUCUCAUAUCGCUUCGUCUCUAAAGUGAUACAAACAAGUUAACAACCGUUAUUUUUGGACUCGACUUGUUCAUGUUAGCAAAUACUAUGGAGAUGCUAUCUUUCUAGCCGGAUUAAAGUUUAAGAAAUGCGGUAAAAUGGAGAGAAGAGCUGAAACUGGAGUGGAGAGGCUGGCGCUGGGAAUCUCGCCUUCGUACUCCCACCAUCGCCUGUAAGAAAAUCCCUCUUAAGAUUUAUACUUUUGUAAAUUUCACAUCGACUGGAUUUCAGGCAAUUCUGAGGUGUUGUUUGGAGAAGUGACUGACUGUGGGACUGGACGUGUCCCUUCGUUGCAUUUGCCGGUGUGGCACUGCACCGUGCACCGAUUGGAUGUUGCCUGGAAGAUGAGGAUGUGCUGCUGGCACCAGGAAGGAAGGAUUUUGAUGUGAUGGGGUGCAGGACGAGCAAAGUCCUCCCAGAGCCACCCGCUGACGUCCAACUUGACCUAGUCAAAAAGGUAGAGCCACAUCAGACUGAUGUCUACAAAAACUUCAUCAAAAGUGACGGUGGCAGGGAAAAAACAGGCUCGCCAUCCCCUCAGGGUCAAAGCCAGGCUGCUGCGAAGGUGAGCCAGUCUCCUCCUCCGGCUAACGGCCAGCCGGAGCCUGCUGACCCACACCGGAAAAAAGUAGCCAAAUACAGGGCCAAAUUUGACCCUCGAGUGACUGCUAAAUAUGAUAUCAAAGCUUUGAUAGGCCGGGGCAGUUUCAGUCGGGUAGUACGAGUGGAACACAGAAGCACACGGCAGCCGUACGCCAUCAAGAUGAUCGAAACUCGCUACCGAGAGGGCAGAGAAGUAUGUGAAUCUGAACUUUGCGUGCUGCGACGGGUGCGCCACACCAACAUCAUCCAACUGAUGGAGGUGUUCGAGACAGCCGAGCGGGUCUACAUGGUGAUGGAAUUGGCCACCGGUGGAGAACUGUUUGACCGUAUCAUCGCCCGCGGGUCUUUCACAGAAAGGGACGCCACGCGGGUGCUACAGAUGGUUCUUGAUGGGGUGAAGUACCUUCAUACGUUGGGCAUCACGCACAGGGACCUCAAGCCUGAAAACUUGCUUUACUACCAUCCUGGUGCUGAUUCCAAGAUUAUGAUCACAGACUUUGGCUUGGCCAGCACGCGGAAGAAAGGCGACGAAUGCCUGAUGAAGACUACCUGUGGAACGCCUGAGUACAUCGCUCCGGAGAUACUCGUUCGAAAGCCGUACACUAAUGCGGUAGACAUGUGGGCGCUGGGAGUCAUCUCCUACAUACUGCUCAGUGGAACCAUGCCUUUUGAGGAUGACAAUCGCAUGCGUCUGUACAGACAGAUUCUCAAAGGGAAAUACAGCUUCUCUGGGGAGCCAUGGCCGAGUGUUUCCAAUCUUGCUAAGGACUUCAUUGACCGUGUCCUCACGGUGGAUCCCACUGAGCGUCUGACUGCGGGCCAGGCACUUAAACACCCUUGGAUUGUCAGCAUGGCUGCUUCCUCCUCCAUGAAGAACCUGCAGCGUUCCAUUUCCCAGAACCUCUUGAAGAGAGCGUCAUCACGCUGCCACAGCACCAAAUCAGCACAGUCCACUCGCUCCAGCCGCUCCACGAAGUCCAGCAAGGCGCGACGCGUUCGCGAGAAGGAGCUGCGAGAACUCAAUCGCCGCUACCAGCAGCAGUGUAACGGUUGAGAGCAACGUCACAAGUGUCUGCGUGUACCUUAAGAAAAAAAAACAUUGGAAAGAGCAGAACAACAUUGUGCCUCAAUUUAGAUGUCAACUUCCUGCUCCAUCACCACAGAGCCAAUUAGCAGAAAACCUCCUUCUAAACUUUUCUAUUUUUCUGCUGUUUCUCUCUCGUUUAUUACCUGUUAUGUGAGUGUUUUAUUUAUUUAUUGGUGUAUUUUCAUGUCCAUGUUGUCUUUGGAAAUUAUCUCAUUCAGCCUUUUUACCUGAUUGUAUCUGUUGAACAGAAUUUUACAUUUUAAGUUGCUGGAAGGACUAAGAAUACGCCUUCCUGAUUUUUGCUGUGAAUUAUUUGUUACGGUACCCACCCAGAAGAUUGCUCUUCUGACGGGGGAAAUGUGCUGUUUAUUCAUUAUUAGCAACAAAUCACAUGACCUUGUGAUUGUUUAUUGUGCCUUAAUAUCACUUUGAACAUGAGGGAAGGUAAGAAUCAAAUGAGUUGGAAGUAACCACGUAUAUAUCACAUUUGUAAUGAUACACACAUUGUAAUCUGUUUAAUUAUGAGCCUUAAAGGGGUGGUUUACACAAGUAUGAAAAUUCUGUCUUCGUUUACUCAUGCAAGGAGCACAAAAAAAAGAUAAUUUGAAGAGUCCAAGUCAGUGGGGUCCAAAACAACACUAGAACUCACUGACUUUAAAUGUAUGGUCAAAAAAAGAAACCAGUUUCCACUGACUUAAAAUUGCUCUUUUUAUAUGUACACUACCAGUCAGACGUUUUUGGACAGUAAGAUUUUUGUGUUUUUUAAAGAAGUCUCUUCUGGUCACCAAGCCUGCAUUUAUUUGAUUUAAAGUACAGGAAAAGCAGUAAUAUUGUGAAAUAUUUUUACUAUUUAAAAUAACUGCUUUCUAUUUGAAUAUAUUUUUACAUUUAAUUUAUUCCUGUGAUCAAAGCUCAUUUUUUCAGCAUCAUUACUUCAGUCUUUAGUGUCACAUGAUUCUUCAGAAAUCAUUAUAAUAUGCUGAUUUGCUGUUCAGUCAUUUUUUUUUAUUAUAAUACCAAUAUUUAAAACAGAACAUUUUUGUCAUUUUUGUACUUUUAUUUAGCAAGGAUGCUUUAAAUGAAUCAAAAGUGAUAAUAAAGGCAUUUAUAAUAUUUUAGAUAAUUGCUGUUCUUCUGAACUUUCUAUUCAUCAAAGAGACAUAAUAAUAAUAAAUGUUUUUUGAACCGCAAAACAGAAUAUUCGAAUAAUUUCUGAAGGAUCACUUGACUGGAGUAAAGAUGCUAAAAUUUUAGCUUUGAAAUCACAGGAAUAAAUUACAUUUCAAAUAGAAAGUAGUUAUUUUAAAUAGUAAAAAUAUUUCAAAAUUUUACUGUUUUUGCUGUUCUUUGGCUCAAAUUAAUGCUGCUUGGUGAGCAGAAGAGACUUCUUCAAAAACGUUUUUAGCAAAAAUUUUUGCUACUGUAUUUUGCAAGAUAAAAAGUCAUAGUUACCUUUUUUAUUUUCCAUUCUGUGGCAAAAACAGGCUUUCCUAUGAGGAUGAUAAAACAAGACAGAAGUCUCAUUUUUGGGUGAACAGUACCUUUAAGUCGGUCCCAAAACCUAAAUCUGCCCACUAUCUGUUGUUUAUCCUGAAUGGGAAACAACCAUCCCUUUUUAAUAUGGACCCUAAUGUUAAUACCAUUUGUUAAAACCUGUUAGAAAAUACAGAAAAUACUCUACUUGGCUUUAAAUCUUUAAAUUUGGUCAGUGAACAAACCUAUUCUUGACUUCUGCUCUUGGAUCUGUCUGUACAUGUGUUGUAGUAAUUAAUCAUACUAACUGAUAUUGAUUGCACUCUCAGUAUGGGCGGCAAGUAUCGGGAAACCCUGAAUCAGAAUCGGUUACUUUCUCUGUCACCAGCUGUUGUGCCUUGAGCAAGGCACUGAACCACCAUGAAGGCCUUUUGGCAGCCUUUUCACUCUCACCCCUCUCUGUCAGAAACCAGUAGAGAUGUGCCAAAGAAAUUCCUGUCUGCCUGUAUUAACAGCGAACAUUUGGUGAGAUCUGGAAUAUGAUUCCUGUGAAAAUAAUUACUGUUAAAUCUGUGAUGACAUGAAGACUUCUCAAAAUAUGUUCUUAAAUCUGUUCUUUGUUUUUUAUAAAAUCGCACAUCAAAAAAAUUAAGGAGAAAAGGAAUUUGUGUAUUUGACUUGCGUCCCGUUUCACAGCAAGUGCCUUGAAUUUGUUUUACAAAUAAUUUUUAUGAAAAAAUUGCAACAUCACCUUGGAUGGUUUCUUCCACAUUCUCUUACUUUUAAGCUUGUGUAGACUUUAGAAAAAUAUAUUUUCCUCUUUUUGGUUACAUUUAUUGGUUAAAUUCAACAAUUUUACCAAUCUGCAAAAUAUCUUGAGUUCUUUGUAGAAGGUUAAUUUAAAAAGUACUAGAAAUUUGAAUUGGUUAAAGUUGCUUGAGGGUUCAUAUGUGAGUGUUAAGGCUGUCAUACAUUAAGUAGUAUCCACUAAAAUAUUUUAUUAAAUCAAAAAAGAUUUUGGGAAGACCACUGUUUGUAUAUGCCUUUAUACCCCAAAUAUUCCUUUCUCUCUCAAGAAAAAAAAAAACUAUUUUA
This is a messenger RNA of Labeo rohita (rohu), 4457 nucleotides long. It is a transcript of the gene pskh1, whose product is annotated as protein serine kinase H1. Gene Ontology annotation, biological process: protein phosphorylation. The record is from RefSeq and is a predicted model, not a curated record. Gene Ontology annotation, molecular function: ATP binding; protein kinase activity. NCBI's taxonomy places the organism in Eukaryota, Metazoa, Chordata, Actinopteri, Cypriniformes, Cyprinidae. The transcript is spliced from 3 exons. Bases 588 to 1856 code for a protein of 422 amino acids.